Molecule: messenger RNA, 429 nt
Organism: Eubalaena glacialis (North Atlantic right whale)
Lineage: Eukaryota; Metazoa; Chordata; Mammalia; Artiodactyla; Balaenidae
Product: deoxyuridine 5'-triphosphate nucleotidohydrolase, mitochondrial-like
Exons: 1
Coding region: 1-429 (142 amino acids)
Biological process (GO): dUMP biosynthetic process; dUTP catabolic process
Molecular function (GO): magnesium ion binding; dUTP diphosphatase activity
Source: RefSeq, a predicted model, not a curated record
AUGCCCUGCUCUCAGGAAACACAAGUCGUCUCCCCCAGCAAGGUGGCCUGGCUUGCACAGGAGGGAGGCAUACCGCUCCACUUUGCCCAGCUUUCGAAGCACACCGCCGCCCAGACCAAGGGGUCUACACGCACCGCGGGCUCUGACCUGUACAGUGCCUAUGAUUGCACAGUACCACCUAUGGAUAAAGCCCUUGUGAAAACCGACAUUCAGAUACCUCUUCCUUCUGGGUGCUAUGGGAGAGUAGCUCCAUGUUCUAGCUUGGCUGCAAAACACUUCAUAGAUGUAGAAGCUGGUGUCAUAGAUGAAGAUUAUAGAGGAAAUGUUGGUGUUGUACUAUUUAAUUGUGGCAAAGAAAAGUUUGAAGUAAAAAAGUGUGAUGAAAUUGCACAGCUCAUUUGUGAACAGAUUUUUUUUACCCAGAAAUAG